UUCAGCCUGCCUGAGGGGGAGAACCUAGUUCACUGUCCAGAAGAGCGAGUUCCAGACCCCUUGGGGAGAGACUCCUCACGCCGUCACCAAAGAACUUCUCGCCACAGGUGGCAAGUCCAACCUAAGCACCAUCCCUCCUCUGGGACACACAGGCUUCUUAGUCCCUUGAAGAGGAAGGCUGCAAUGUCACUGCUGGGAAGUCAGAGCAUUAUCUCAGUCACCGAGAUCCUUAUUGCCUCUGCUGUCUUCUGUCUGACGUUCAUGGUCAUCAGAUCCUUCCGGCAGCAGAUCCCCAAGGGGCUGAAGAGGCUCCCAGGACCAAGGGGUUACCCCCUGAUAGGCAACGUGCUGGAGCUGGGGAGCAAUCCACACCUGACCUUGACUCAGAUGAGCCAGAAGUAUGGAGAUGUGAUGCAGAUAUGGAUCGGCAGCAGACCUGUGCUGGUGCUGAGUGGUUUGGACACCAUCAAACAAGCCCUGGUGAAGCAAGGGGAGGACUUCAUGGGGCGCCCUGAUCUCUACAGCUUUCACCAUAUUACAGAUGGCCAGAGCUUGACCUUCAGCACUGAUUCAGGGGAGGUGUGGAGAGCUCGCAGGAAGUUGGCCCAGAAUGCUCUGAAGACCUUCUCUGUCUUGCCCAGCCCCAACUCUUCGUCCACCUGCCUCCUCGAGGAGCACGUCUCCAAAGAAGCUGACUACCUAAUAAGAAAGUUGCUGCAACUGAUGGAAGAGAAGAAGAGGUUCGACCCCUUUCGGUAUGUGGUGGUCUCUGUGGCCAAUGUCAUCUCUGCCAUGUGCUUUGGCAACCGUUAUGACCAUGAUGACCAGGAGCUGCUCAGCAUAGCGAAUGUGACGGAGGAAUUUGGGGAUGUGGUUGCCACCGGCAAUCCAGUGGAUUUCAUCCCAGUGCUCCAGUAUCUCCCGAACCGCACCAUGAAGAAAUUUAUGGAAUUCAACACGAGGUUCCUCAGGCUCCUGCAGGACAUUGUCAAAGAGCAUUACGAGAGCUUUGAGAAGGACAACAUUCGAGACAUCACUGACUCCUUGAUUGAGCAAAGUCAGGAGAAUAAAGUGGAAGCCAAUGCCAACAUUCAGCUCCUGAAGGGAAAAAUUGUCAACCUGGUCAAUGACCUCUUCGGAGCCGGGUUUGACUCUGUGACAACAUCUUUGUCCUGGAGCCUCAUGUAUCUUGUGACUUAUCCAGACAUUCAGAAGAAGAUUCAGGAAGAAUUAGAUCAGACCAUUGGCAGAGAGAGGAGACCCAGACUCUCAGACCGGCCCAUGCUGCCUUACACAGAAGCCUUUAUCUUAGAGAUGUUCAGACAUUCCUCCUUCCUGCCCUUCACCAUUCCUCACUGCACAACGAAAGAUACAGUUCUGAAUGGCUACUACAUCCCGAAGGACCUCUGUGUUUUUGUCAACCAAUGGCAAGUCAAUCACGAUGAGAAGCUUUGGAAAGAACCAUCUACGUUUGACCCAGAGCGUUUUCUCUGUGCCGGAGGGACUGAAGUAAACAAGACCGAUGGGGAGAAGAUACUGGUCUUUGGCCUGGGGAAGAGGAGGUGCCUUGGUGAGACCAUUGCCAGAUGGGAGGUCUUCCUCUUCCUGACCACCCUGCUGCAGCAGCUGGAAUUCAGCGUCUCUGAUGGACAGAAGGUGGACAUGACCCCUCUGUAUGGCCUGGUAAUGAAACACAAGAGGUGUGAGCACUUCCAGGUUAAGCAGCGCUUCCCAAUCCAGAGUUCAGAGUGAGUCACCUCUGGACACUGGAUGGGGGCAAGGGGAGAUCCCAUUUGAAUUUUCAUCCUUAGGGGCAUAUGCUAAGAUAAAUUGGACCCAAUAUAGCUUCUAUCUGACUAAUCUGUAUUGAUUUGUCUUGCCCGUCAAUUAAUUAGCUCCAUCACCCUCACCUGUAUAAUCAUGACAGACAUGCCAGGGUAGCCUGGCUUGUUCACACAGGUGUAACUGCUUUUGGGGGUGAUGCAUGAUAGCUGGGGCUCUCUGCUGAAUUCCUCUUUGAAUGCUACUAAGGUGUAUUCCGUUAAUGCCUCCUUAUAACAGACAGCCAAAAGUUGAAGCCGUUGGGACCACCCAUGUGCUUAAAGUUAUACAUGUGCUUAAGAUCUUUGCUAAGCUGGAACCUAAGCUUGUCCCAAAUGUCAUGAUGACCUUCAUCCAGGUAGAGUAUUAAGGUCCAUGGACAUCUUAGGAGGUAGAUCCUCAGCUGAAAUAAACUCCUUAUUGGAGCUAGGACAACUGACAACUAACCCUUGUGUUCAGUAUUGUCUAUUACAUUGUAGAAGAAGGCUAGGCUUGUCAAGGAGGGUAAGAAAGAGUUCAGCAUCUCACUCCCAACUGAACAUAGGUAAUAAAACAACUUUGUUUACAUGGAUUAGCUUUCUGGUUUCUUGGACCUGUUUGAUUUCCUCCAAAGAGCCCCAGAAACUGAGGCAGCUUUGAUGAAUGAACUCUUUGUUGUAAGACAGCCCAUGAAAACAGGAACAUGACAGCGAUGGCUUGUAAGUCAUAUUGGAUGUAAGCAAAUAGCAAGAGAAGGUUAGAAUUUGUGAUAAUUGGCAAGAUUUGAACACUAACAAUUAAGUAAGGGAAUGCAGAAGUGCCCUAGGGGUGGGGAAUGUUAACUAGGCUGAUUAAUACUUCAUUCUGGGAGAAAGCAUGACAUGAUAGAGGAACCUUUUGAUGUUAGCAAGUAACUGUUGCUCAGACCCAUGUCUCUCGUAUGCUAAAAAGGUCACGUGAUCCCACUGCAGGUUCCAAAGAACCUUUGAAAUGCUGUGGGUGCCAGCAGAAGAAAGUGAGGAUGAAAUGAUAUUGCAUUUCUGAACAAGUGAAAGCAAAUAAUAGUCAGCCCUAGCUCGCAUCAUCCAUAGAUUCCAAAGCACUUUGCAAAUGAGAUCAGCAUAAAUUUACAGCUAGGGAAACUGAGGCCGGGAGAGAUGGCUAGUGACUGGCCCAAGAUCACCCAACUGGGAAGCAAACCCAAGUCUUUUGAGGCCCAGUCCAGUGCUCUAUCCAUUAGGCAACACUGCCCAACUGGAAGUUGCAUUUGAGAGCAGAGUCCCGGUGAGCAUCUCCCCAGCUGCUGGAAUCCAACAAACUUUAUUGUCACUAGGAAUUUCAAACUUUUCCUUUGCAUGGGCCCCCUCUUAUUCAAGAGAUUGUCUCCUGAACAUCAUUGGCAACCAUCCCUGCCAAACUGGUAAGAGGUCUAAUUAGGUGUCUGAUGAAUCUGCUUAUGGCUGACAAACCCAAUUCGACAGGAACACAGCUUGGUACAAAUUUCACAGCUCCAGGUGUUGUCUGAGUUGGAGUCCAAGAUUACAGCACACUGCUUUCUUCUUUCUCGCUCUGCUUCCAUCCUCUGGCUCAAAGCCACUUCAUGUUCUGCUGCAAUCAGUGCCAGAUGUUCCCUCCAGAUUGGACGGGCUUCUGCACGCUCCUCCCAGCUGUCUACAUUGAAGUUGAACGACUUCAAAUCAUUUCUGCACAUGUCGUGGUAUCCUGCUUUUUAGAGACAUGCCAAAUCUCGCUGUACAAAAUAUUCUUGGGGAUAUGGUCUCCUGUCCUCCCAUUCUCCUGUCAUGACCGAGCCAUUGCAAUCUCCUCUUCUUGAUAGUGGUUUCUAAGUAUGUCAGUCCUGCGUGCUUCAGCACCUCUGUUUGGUAUUUUGUCUUCCCACUUCAUUUUCAGAAUCUUAUGCAGGCAUCUCAUGCUCAGUGUUUUCCCCAGGAAUUGAAAUUGGGGGGGGGAGGGUUCGAAUUUACGGGGAUGGGGCGGUGCGGGGUCAGGGCUGAUGAGGUGUCAGAUCGUGAGUCUGUCAGUGUUUUAUAAGACAGGGAUCUUUAAAAGCUACGUAGAGGCUGAAUAGAAUCUAGAAGUCGCUGUUGUAGAUUUUUAAGAAUCAAGUCUGUGUACUUUUUCAGUUGUCUUAACAAACACUUCUUGUCCCCUUCACUUAAGGAUUCAAUAUAAAUGCCAAAAAGAAAAGGAGUACUUGUGGCACCUUAGAGACUAACAAAUUUAUUUAUAAAUAUAAUAUUAGUCAUUAGUCAACUUCUGGACUGAAGUCUUUGCUUCUUCCAGUACUUUUUCAAUGGAUAGCUCUUUGAUUGAUCCAAAUGUAGCUUCUGGAGAAAGAUCUACUACUGUUGUAGCAGAUGCCUGGAUGGCAUUGUUUAAUGACCCCAGUGGUUUCAACAGUAGACUUACAAGAGAGAGAAUGGCAAUAGUCUUCUCUGAACGUAGUAACAAAAGUAAUCCACCAGCCUCACUACUUAGAUCCAUCCUAUCUUGGUAGAUACUUUCCAAAGCCAGUAAUAAUGGUUGGAGUAAUUUUAAGACAACAGCCAAGGAUCACUCAUGAGAAAGUCAGAGGGUUUUCCCAGACUGGACUAAUUUGAACUUCAGUCCCAGUGUAUCUUUUGUAUUUUCCAAGAUAUUCAGUCUUUUUGGACUCUUGCUGAAAAAAAUAUAAUGAAGACAUUAAAUGUAUAGCUUUUUAAAUGUCUUUUGAAGAGUCUGCAGCUCAUACCAGCGCUAGUUGGAGUAGAUGGCCUCUGCAGUGUGUAUAGGAGAGAUUAGUGUUACACUUUUUGCUGAGCAAAGCUUGUGCUCCACCAUGUCUUCCAGAGAAGUUUGCAGCUCCAUCAAAUACACAAGCAGCCCUCUGUUUGGGGUCCCAUUGACAUGCAUUUAACUCUUCUAAGAUGUGGGUUGUCACAGAUGCAGCCAUUCUGUCUUCUAUAACUUGAACAUCUAGAAAUGCAUCUACUGGCCUACCACUGACAUCAAGAUAACAUACACAAUGACUUAAUACUUGAUGCCCAUUUGCAUUGGUGCAUUCAUCAGUCAUGUACGCACAUUUUUUUAAUUUGGUGGGAGAGUUCUUCACUUUUUCAACUGUUGAGUCUUUCACUGUUGCACCACAUGUGUCUAGCCAGUCAGUUGAGUUUCUUGCAGAAAGAUAGUGAGCAUUUGCUGGUCUUGUUCGGAACCAGUGUUCAACUUCAGGAUGAACAAGUGACAAUGCACUUAACAUUGGCCUCCAGUUUGCAGUGUGUGGUAUCUCUUGCUUAAAUAGAAAGUACGAUGCCACGGCCAUGUUUGUUCGCAUGAACUGUGUUGUGUCUCCAACAUUCUUAACAGCCUCAUUAACACUCACCGGUGUUGUCCUUGGUCAGUGGAGACUCAGAGUUCAGAGGUGCUUUCGCAUGAGUUCAUCUCCCAGGUGGGGGGCAAGAAAGCACCUUGCUCGUUCCUCCAGCUGUUCACUGUUUGCUCUGGCCACUGUUGUUCGUUGUGCCACCAUUCACUCCAUCGCUCUGUUGCCAAUGGCCCUGCGCUGCCACCUUCUGCUGCCACCUGCCACUGUGACCUCUGCGAGUUGGUCUCUUCAGGUUCCAGCAGCUCUCAGUGAUUUCAGCUGAGCUCUCAGUGAGGAACCUUGCUGCUAGCGCAGACUGGGCCGUCUCUUCCACAGAAACACUGUCCCACAGCAGGUCAUGAUCAGUGAUUUCAGCUGUAGUGGUCACUUAACAGAACAAAGACUAUCUAUGGAUCCUAAUCAGCUCUGUCUUUAAACAGUGGAGAGGGGCAGAUCAAACAGUACUUGUGACUCAGGCAGACCAUCAAGCAAAACACCUGUCCCCACCCUCUCUCUCUGGAUGCCCUCAAUCAGCACAGGCUAAGUACAGUUCUACUGCCCUUUACCCAUACAAUAAAAAUAACAUUUAAUAACCUCCCCCCUCCCUGUGCAUUCAAGUGAUUUGUAACCCAACCCCAGCCAAAAUCUAUCACUUGGGCAACACAGCUCUGUUUGCUGGAUACCUAGGUAGAUUAGGUGUGAAUGUAAAUACAAUCUGGUCCUGAAGCCUUUCCCCCCCAGUCCCCAGCUCAUCACUAGCUGUCAGGGAGAGCUCAUUUAGACUUUGCUUACAAAUCAUAAUUUGAAAUUAUUAGGUUGGCCAACAUCACCGACAUGAAUGCACUGACAUUGUCAUAAACAGUGGUACAAGGAAGCUAGUCUAUGUUCAUACUUUUCAAAUCUAUUAUACUCUUUCAGAUACACGUAUUUUAUCCCACACUGUAUAUGCUUUUAAAGUGUGUAUUAAUGUUUCAAUUUCAAUUCAAAUUUCCAAACAAUCACUAAAUUGGCAACACUGCAUGUAACUAGUUCACAAAACUGGGGGGAGGGGCGGGUGUUGGGGAAAUUCAGGAGGGGUGUACACCACCCCCAGCCCCCCAGAGGACGUGUAGGGAAAUCACUGCGUCAUGUUCAAUCUCGUGAUGUGCCUAGAAUAUGUAUUCCGAAUCCCUGAACCAUAAAGCAGUGCUGACAGCACACAGUCUCCUGAACACCUCCCCUUCUAAUCACAGUCCUGGACAACACUUUUCCCUUAGCCCCACCAAUUUUGCAUCAACCACCUCCUCUCCCCUUUGGAGUUGCGUGGAUGAACUCUCUUCCCAUAUGCAAUCAUGUAACACCCAGCAAUUGUUCCCGAUGAUGAUUGGCAUUAGGAAAGCAGUUAGAUUUGUUUGACGUGUUAAAUGCAAUAUGUGUUCAGUUCUUUGUUCUGGCAAUAAAGCUGGUGGAUCAUCUUCACGAGGCGGGCACAUUCUUGAGCGGCAGAUCUUGCUUACACCAG
Messenger RNA from Caretta caretta (loggerhead turtle), 6665 nucleotides. RefSeq names its product cytochrome P450 1A5. Gene Ontology annotation, molecular function: iron ion binding; oxidoreductase activity, acting on paired donors, with incorporation or reduction of molecular oxygen, reduced flavin or flavoprotein as one donor, and incorporation of one atom of oxygen; steroid 17-alpha-monooxygenase activity. The record is from RefSeq and is a predicted model, not a curated record. NCBI's taxonomy places the organism in Eukaryota, Metazoa, Chordata, Testudines, Cheloniidae. Gene Ontology annotation, biological process: hormone biosynthetic process; progesterone metabolic process.